Molecule: messenger RNA, 1226 nt
Organism: Brassica napus (rape)
Lineage: Eukaryota; Viridiplantae; Streptophyta; Magnoliopsida; Brassicales; Brassicaceae
Exons: 1
Coding region: 491-1057 (188 amino acids)
Source: RefSeq, a predicted model, not a curated record
UCUUUUUACCUUUUGACCUUCACGUGAACAUUAUUAACCCUUAUCACUACAUUAAGUGGUCUUAUACGUUUUUAAAGGGAAAAUGGUAAAUGAAUUAUACAAGGGAAUUAUUGGUAAUUGUUUUUCAUAUUUAUAGUAUGUUUAUAUAACAUUUUCUCUCAUUUUUUGUGCAUUUUCCAGUGAUUCUACAAAUAGACUAUAUGUAUAAAAAUGGAAUAUUAUUAACCAUUAUGAUGAUUUUAGGACAAAAUCACAAUGUAAUGAUACUAAAAGAACAGGAUCUUCGUUUCUUUUUUACCAGGAAAAGUAGUGGUGGACCAUCCACAAUUAUUUUCUUUGACGUUGGAAAGUUUUAUACUUCAACUUCAUAAAGAUUCUCAAGAAAACCUUCAUCUUAAACCCUUCUCCGUCUUGUGUAUACUUCCCUCAGAUUCCAUACUUAAAAUUGUACACACAAUUAUAACUAGUUAUCAUUCUAGUUUCUGUGAUAAUGGGUAAUUGCGUAUGCAAAGGCAGUGGUGGUUCAAGAAAGUUAUACGAUAAAGAUGAUUUAUUAAUAAGAGUUGUGACUCCAAACGGCGGCGUCAUGGAGCUUCAUCCUCCAAUCUUCGCCGACUUUAUAACCAACGAAUUUCCCGGCCAUGUCAUCCAUGACACCUUAAGCAUCCGCCACUCAUCUCCGCCGCUUCUACACGGAGAAGAGCUCUUUCCCGGUAACAUAUACUACCUCCUCCCUUUUUCUUCCUCCACAACCUCAACAGCUCAACAACACUACACCGACCAAUUAGCAACGCCGUACAGAAUGUCUUUCGGGAAAACGCCGGUGAAGUCGGCUGCGAGUGGCGGCGGCGGAGGUAGUAGUGGGGUGUGGAAAGUGAGGCUUGUGAUAAGUCCGGAGCAGUUGGCGGAAAUUCUUGCGGAGGAUGUGGAAACAGAAGCGUUUGUGGAAAGUGUGAGAACGGUGGCAAAGUGUGCUGGUCAGGGCGGCGGAGCUAACUGGAGAGCGAAUUCAGACCAGUUAAGCAUUACGAGUAGUUUCAAAGGCCAGUUAAGGUAAACUUUCGAAUAUGUGUAAACUAAAGUUUAUGUAAUUCUUGUAUGUUAAUUAUCUUUAAUUUGUUUCAUGGUUUUAGCAUUUAAAUGAUGUUUAUCACGUUCGUAUUUGUUCGAAGAAUUACCAGUUUAUCAAUGUAAAACAAUUUGACACAUAUACGGCGUUUCAUGUU